Molecule: messenger RNA, 741 nt
Organism: Linum tenue
Lineage: Eukaryota; Viridiplantae; Streptophyta; Magnoliopsida; Malpighiales; Linaceae
Source: the annotation of a GenBank genome assembly
UCUGCACCAGACAUCUCUCCUCUCUCCUUCCUUCUUCUUCUUCUUCUUCUCUCAACUUCUUUCUCUCACCUUCUUUUUCCAUGGAAACAGAUCUGCAGGCGGCGCGGCGGCGAGGCGGCGAGGCGCGGCGGCGGGGCGCGGCGCAGGGGAGGAGGAGGUCGCCGUUGGAUCCACCGCCAGUACCAGAUGCGCCGCUGCCUCUUGCAUGCCCGGCUCGGAGUCAGAAGAGGGCGGACGAAGUUGUUCUUCUUCGUCGUCGUUGUCGUCUCCGUCGUCGCGACGGCGAUCCGUCUCCCGCCGGCGGACCAGGAGGGGGAGCGGAGGAGGCAGGGUGUCUGUGGAGGUGAGGUGAAGUUGUGGAUGGUUGCUGGGCGAGGGAUGGUCGCGGGGAGAGGGAAAGGAGGAGGAGAAGGGUGGAAGAGGCGUGAAGGAAACGGUGGUGAAGGGAGGAAGCAGCCAUUGUUGUUUUUGUGGGUCGGUUUACUUUUAAGUUGUGGGUCGGGUUACUUUCCACCAAUUUAUUCAUCCUCUUUUUUUACAUUUUUCGGUUGUGGGUCGGUCGGCCGGUUAACCUCGGUUAACCGCCUUCGGUUACUCGGCUAACCGGAGAACCCUUCAGGCUUGCCGAACACCGACCGAGACUCAUACCGACCGGUUUUCGGUUAGUGACUAACCGGCGGUUAGCGGUUAAACCCGCCGGUUAGCCGCUAACCGGAAACCGAUCUGCCACCCCUAGUGGCA